Sipha flava (yellow sugarcane aphid) is the source of this 1140-nucleotide messenger RNA. RefSeq names its product high mobility group protein DSP1-like. The record is from RefSeq and is a predicted model, not a curated record. Bases 189 to 866 code for a protein of 225 amino acids. Gene Ontology annotation, molecular function: DNA binding, bending. Lineage: Eukaryota; Metazoa; Arthropoda; Insecta; Hemiptera; Aphididae. Gene Ontology annotation, biological process: regulation of transcription by RNA polymerase II. The transcript has 4 exons.
CGGUUUCGCAUGAUAAAUGUAUGGCAACCCUAGGAUAACGAUUCGAUUCGAUCUUACCAAAAAUUAAUCUGUCUUUUAAAAGAUCGGCACAUCGAAAUCGAUUCAUCGCGUGAAAAACAUCGAUCUUUUAAAAUAUUUAUUCGAAUCGCCCACCACCAAAAGUUUCACGCCCGACGCAGUUAACAGUCAUGCCAUCAGCGUCGCUAGUGUUCGUCGUCGCCAUUCUGCUGUUGUUGCUGCUGCAGACGUUCGCCAGUAUUAUGAACCGGUCCGCCGCCGACGACGUUACUACCGUCACCACGGUUGCCGGCACCCCAGAUAUCAUCGACAACGGGCAGCCGGCCGACGUCAGCGCACCACCGCAGAAGCCAUCGACAAUGAAUGAAAAGGAAGAGAAAAUAUUUCAUGAAAUGGCUGAUAAGGACAAGAUGAGGUAUAACACUAACAUGCAAAGCUAUAUUCCAUUGAAGGGUAAAAACGUGUAUUUUAAAAAACAGAGGCCAAUCAAGGAUCCAAAUGCGCCUAAACGUUCCUUGUCUGCUUUUUUUUGGUUCUGUAACGACGAACGUGAAAAAUUUGAUGAUAUGAAUCGAAUGAAUCCAGGUGAUGAAGCCAAACAUUUAGCCAAGUUAUGGCAUAAUGCUGAUAUCACUGUGAAACAGAAGUAUGAAGCUAUAGCAGAAAAAGAUAAAGCUAGAUAUGAAAGAGAAAUGACUGAGUACACAAACGAGGGCAAGGCAACCUUGUUUCAACAAAUGGUGAUCCAAAAACAACAACAAAAUAUUGUACAGCAGCAAGAAAUGAUGGCAGUAGAAAAUGAAACUGAUGAAGCUGAGGAAUGUACAUGCAAAAUAGUAUUAGUAUAAUAAUAUAAUAAGCUCAUAUAAGUAUAAUGUAAUAAUUGUUAUAAAUUGUAAGAAGGGUAAUGCCUGUUUAAACUAUAAAUAAAUAUGUGAUAAGUAUGUACCUAUACAAGGUAGGUACCUAUAUCACUGCUAUCUUAUAUAUAACUAAAGUUAACAAUUAUAAAUUGUAUUUGGGUACUUACUAUUUAAUAGAUUAGAAUGGUAAAAGGUACUCUCUAGUCUGUAACACUGACCUUAUGAGAUAAAUGUAAUAAACUAUAUAAAGUAAUUUAUA